UUGUACAUACGCUUAUCAAGCCCAAGGCAAAACAAUUAUACGUGUUUUGAGAUGAAAGAUUAACCAGAAAGUAUUUUUAUUGCUCGAUCGGAAAAAAUCUACAUUCAGUUAAGUUCCUGGUAGUGACCAGGAAAGUCAUUAAAAAUGGUUAAAAUUAUAUUAUUUUCAAUACUGGUGGUCAUUAGUGUUUUAAGUCAAUUUUCCUUGGCUUCAAAUAAUAAUGUCGAUUGGUGGGAAGAUGCAUCCUUCUAUCAAAUUUAUCCAAGAUCCUGGAAGGAUAGUGAUGGCAAUGGAAUUGGAGAUCUUAAUGGAAUAACCGAAAAACUUGAUUAUCUCAAGGAAAUCGGUAUAACUGCCACAUGGCUAUCGCCCAUUUUUGAAUCGCCAAUGGUUGACAAUGGAUACGAUAUUUCUAAUUUCACCAGAAUUGAACCUCUUUUCGGAACAAUGGAUGAUUUUGAUGCUCUUGUGAGAAAGGCCAAAAGUAUUGGUGUAAAAGUGAUUUUGGACUUUGUUCCAAAUCAUUCCAGUGAUGAAUGUGAAUGGUUUAGAAAAUCGGUUAACCGUGAGGAUGGUUAUGAUGAUUUCUACGUUUGGGCUGAUGGCAAAGAUGAUCCGAAAAAUCCUGGAAAGAAACUUCCUCCAUCAAAUUGGCUGAGCGUAUUCGAAGGCUCUAUGUGGGAAUGGAACGAAAAACGUCAGCAAUUCUAUUUGCAUCAGUUCUUUAAACAACAGCCUGAAUUUAACUUUAGAAGUCCGAAAGUACACAAAGUCAUGUUGGAAGUCUUGAAAUUUUGGCUCGAUAAAGGUGUUGAUGGUUUCAGAAUUGAUGCCGUUCCUCAUAUGUAUGAAAGGAUGUUCGAAAAUGGAACUUAUCCCGAUGAGAAACUUAGUGGUAAUUCUGACAAUCCAAAUUCACAAUACUAUCUUGAGCAUAAACACACUCAAGAACAAUACGAAACUGUGGAGCUCUUGUAUGAAUGGAGGGAAUUUUUAGAUGAAUACAAAAGGAAGAACGGUGGAGAUACAAGAAUUCUUCUAGCAGAAGCCUAUGCUAGCAUGAAGUCUAUUAGACAGUAUUUUGGCAAUGGAACACACUAUGGUGCUCAUUUACCAUUUAACUUUAAUAUGAUGUCAGUUAGAGAAUUUUCAAAUGCACGAGAUUUUGAAACAUAUGCCAAAAAUUGGACAGAUGUUAUGUGGAAAACUCACAAAAUGGCUAAUUGGGUGAAUGGUAAUCAUGACAUUCCAAGGUUAUCAACUCGAGUGGGAAAAGAUAAAAAUGAUUUGGUAAAUGUUCUAACUGCCGCACUUCCCGGGGCUACAGUAACAUAUUACGGUGAAGAAAUUGGAAUGGCAAACUCAGCUAUUGUGUGUCCAAAUUGUUACGAAGGUGAAGAACGUAAAUUUGUACGAUCUCCAUUCCAAUGGAAUGAUGGAGUAUCAGCUGGAUUUUCAACAUCAAACAACACUUGGUUACCAGUUGCUGAUAACUAUAAAAAAGUCAAUGUUAAACUUCAACGAGGAGUUGCUAGGAGUUCUUUGAAUGUUUUCAAAAAUGUCCAUAGACACAAACAUACUGCAGCAUUUAAGGCGUUUAAAAAUGAUGGUGGUUUUAGUUUUGGAGCUGUGACUGAUAAUGUCUUUCAAAUAAUUCGUGGUAAUUCAACAGCGGAAUAUCGAAUUUUAGCGAAUUUCGGUAAAAAAGUUGAGCAUGUUGGUAAGCUGCUUGAUUCUUCGCGUAGCCGUAAAAAUAUUUAUGAAUAUACAUUGGUUACUGAUUAUUCUCCUCACAAUAUUGGUGAAAGAGUAAAACUAAGUGAUGUCACCAUUAUGCCGUCUGAAGCUGUUAUUUUAAGAAAACUUAUUAAAAAAUAAAAAAUAUGAG
Episyrphus balteatus (marmalade hoverfly) is the source of this 1888-nucleotide messenger RNA. Its product is annotated as maltase A2-like. Gene Ontology annotation, biological process: carbohydrate metabolic process. The transcript is spliced from 6 exons. The coding region runs from base 145 to 1878 and encodes 577 amino acids. The record is from RefSeq and is a predicted model, not a curated record. NCBI's taxonomy places the organism in Eukaryota, Metazoa, Arthropoda, Insecta, Diptera, Syrphidae.